Messenger RNA from Solanum dulcamara, 940 nucleotides. RefSeq names its product probable E3 ubiquitin-protein ligase RHY1A. The coding region runs from base 169 to 765 and encodes 198 amino acids. The record is from RefSeq and is a predicted model, not a curated record. Gene Ontology annotation, molecular function: ubiquitin protein ligase activity. NCBI's taxonomy places the organism in Eukaryota, Viridiplantae, Streptophyta, Magnoliopsida, Solanales, Solanaceae. The transcript is spliced from 3 exons. Gene Ontology annotation, biological process: ubiquitin-dependent protein catabolic process.
AAGAAAUAGUAAUAAUACUGAAUUUAUGGUAAGAGAAAGAUUUCCUCUGUCUCCAUUUUUAUACUUAGAAAAAGUUGCUAGUGAGUUAGGCCAAUAUAGUGUAUAACUUUUUAUUUUUUCACUAAGAAAAAAUUCUUCCCUCUUUCCUCUUUUGAGUUUCGUGUAAAAAUGGCUGGUAUGCUUCCUGGUGUUGAAUGUGCUAGAAGAAGGAGAUUUCAUCAAAGUAGUGGAUGUAUAGAUUCAUCUAUUACCUCUAGUUUUUCAUCCACAAGAAGGUCUUCUUUUUGUCUAUACACUAGUAACCAUGAACAUCCUCUCAAUUCAAGUUCAUCCAAGCAAAGGGUUGCAACAAGUCAAGCAUAUCAAGAUGAGAAACUAGGUGAAGCUGUUAGAGAAGCCAAACAAAGGUUAGAUGAGAGGCUUAGUGCAAGAUGGAAAUCACAAAAUAAGAGGAGUCUCAAUAAUAGACAACCACAAAACCAUAGCCAAGAGAUGGUGGAGAAUAGGCCAAAUUUGCAAGGAGAAGUAUUUUCAGGACUAAAGAAAAGUGGAUCAAAGAAGUUCAAUUGGGCAAAAUUGAUUUGGAAAUCUCAAGAACAAGAUGAAUGUGCAAUUUGCUUGGACCAAUUGAAGAUUAGUGAUACCUUAAUGCAAUUGACAUGUGCCCACAAGUUUCAUUCCAAGUGUUUGGUGCCAUGGCUAGAAUCCAAUGCACAUUGUCCAUGUUGUAGAAUGACAAUAAUUUUGACUAGUACUAGUGCAUAAUUAGGAAAAUGGAAGGAAGUUGCAUAUGUCUCUUUCUCCAACUUGUAGGUAUCCAAGAUUUCUGAAAUGUAAAAAAUAUAUAUAGAUACAAUAGGUGUCUUGUAAUUGAACCUAUUGACUAUAUGAUCUUUUAAGAAAACUUUAUGUAGUGUGAGCUAAUGGUAGAUUGGGAGAA